Dicrocoelium dendriticum is the source of this 1023-nucleotide messenger RNA. NCBI's taxonomy places the organism in Eukaryota, Metazoa, Platyhelminthes, Trematoda, Plagiorchiida, Dicrocoeliidae. The record is from the annotation of a GenBank genome assembly.
AUGUUUUACAAGAUCAGUUACGGAAUUCCAGGUGCAAGCGAUAGUGACAGUGAACUGCCAGACACGGUAGCAGUGGCGGAAUCUGAUCAACCCUCUCGAUUGGAGUCGCAUUUAUCCUGUUCUCCGACACUCCAAGAAUCCGUGGAUCUUGUCAGCUCCUCUUCAUCCGCUGCCUCUGGAUACCAUCGCUCACGGCUAAUUUCCGACUUGGUGAAUGGACGUGGCUUCCCAGACUUAUCCAACGCCCCAUCGUCUCAUGAAAAAUCUUACAGUGGUUCGCUGCGACGAUUCCCUGUACCAAACUUUUCAAAGGAAUCCACACCACAGUCAACCAUCGCCCACAUGAGUACAGUAUCCUAUUUUGACCAGCCGAAAGGGACUCUGACCUGGUCUGGUGUUAUCCCACAUCACCCUCUGAGCUCACGCGAAUCUGAAUCUAUCCCCCUGACGGUGAUAACUGAAACAAAGAAGCUUACCAACGGCUUCGUUAAUGGAAUCAAAGGGAACACGAAGUUAAAGCUAACCGGAUCCCCUCAAAGCUCACCUGUCCCACCAUCGGAUCCUUUUUCUAGUUGCUCUGUCAACUACGGACGGCCUCUGAACACUUCUGAUAGUGGGCCCACGGGAAUGAGUGGAAACACCAGCAAACACGGUGGUGGAUCCGGCACUACUAGCGGUGGGGCUGCGGGAGGAGGGGGUUCCUCAGGAAACAGUGGACGAAGCACUUCCACCUCAGGUUUUGUCACCGGCCUUGGUGGGCCAACUGGUAGUUGGAUUCAGCGAGGUAAUCCACCUCAACCUCCAUUCAAUCCUUCCGGCUCUCUUUUACAACCGGUCCCCGUGCUCACCACCCAACGCCCCCCGGAGUUCUGGUGUAAUAUCGCUUAUUUUGAGUUGGACCAACAAGUGGGCGAGUUGUUUAAAGUGCCUAGCCAGUACUCUCGAGUCACCGUAGACGGGUAUACCGAUCCCUCCAGCCCAAAUCGUUUUUGCCUUGGACAGCUUUCAAAUGUUCACAGGUGA